AUGCUGAGAAGGAAUAAAUAUUUACUUUGGUUCAAGGUUUGGUGCAAUGAGAAUAAAUACUCGCUACUAAUUAUUUUGGCCGCUAUUAUGGGCCUUACUCUCGGGUUUAUAGCGAAGUCCAUAUUCACUAUAAGUCCCAUUGCGUUGGUAUAUAUUGCACUUCCGGGCACUUUGAUUAUCCGUGCUUUUACCAUGAUCAUUGUGCCCUUCAUUGUCUCAUCUCUGUCCACGAGCAUAACGGCUACAAAACGUGGUGAAAAUAAGCGAAUGAUUGUGUUGACAUUUAUAUUGGUUAUAGUGUUUACGCCAGGGGUUAGAGAUGUGUCGGCCCGCGAGGCCAGUCAUAGGGAUGUGACGGCCGGUCAGUCCUCAUCACCAGUCGGUCGAGACAUCAAACAAAUGAUCUCCAGUCAAGACGAGAGCAUUUACGACAUGUUUAUAAAUUUAGUACCUGAUAACAUUAUAGCCGCCGCGUUUACCACACAUUAUACAGCACUCGUACCGCUUGACCCCCAAAAUCUGACCCUUGGCUACAAGAAAGUGGCCGAACGGGCGGUCAAACCAAAUAUGUUGGGUUUGUGUGUAUUCGCACUCAUAUUGGGUUUCGUUGUUUUACAGUUGGAUUCAAAGGCCGAGAAUAUCAAGAAUAUUCUGUACGAAACCAAUGCGAGUAAUGCCAAUCGCGCCCUAACACUGCCGGUUACCAUAAAGACAAUGGUGGACAAAUAUCACCUACAUCCAUCGGUGGCACAGUUUGUGUUGCCACUGGGUAUGAACAUUAACAUGAAUGGCUCAGCCAUGUACUACCCGGCCGUUGCUUUAUUUGUGGCCCAAAUGCACAACCAUACAGUCACACUGCAGAUCAUAUUUACCUUGAUCAUGUCAAUGGCUAUACCCAGCGCACCGGCUAGUGGUGGCUCCCUGGUGAAUUUUAUAUCCUAUUGCGCUGUUAUCGGCAUCGAUUAUCCCCUGGAUAUACUCGCCUAUACCAUGACUAUGGAUUGGCUUAUGGAUCGCAUGCGUACCGUAACCAACGUAUUGGGCGACUGUUUCAUAUCGGCAAUUGUCCAGAAAUUGUGUCACAUUAAAUCCGAUAUAACCGAUGAUUAUAACCUUGCACAAAUGCUGCCAACAGCUGCUUCUGGCUGA
Medioppia subpectinata is the source of this 1149-nucleotide messenger RNA. NCBI's taxonomy places the organism in Eukaryota, Metazoa, Arthropoda, Arachnida, Sarcoptiformes, Oppiidae. The record is from the annotation of a GenBank genome assembly.